Molecule: messenger RNA, 1020 nt
Organism: Limanda limanda (common dab)
Lineage: Eukaryota; Metazoa; Chordata; Actinopteri; Pleuronectiformes; Pleuronectidae
Product: aquaporin-1-like
Exons: 4
Coding region: 40-888 (282 amino acids)
Biological process (GO): hyperosmotic response; carbon dioxide transmembrane transport; renal water transport
Cellular component (GO): membrane
Molecular function (GO): water channel activity; glycerol transmembrane transporter activity; carbon dioxide transmembrane transporter activity
Source: RefSeq, a predicted model, not a curated record
CACACAAACCCCUUCACUAUAAAUGCUGAAGUAGGUGACAUGUUGGGGUUUUUCACAGCAGACGCGUUAGGAGCAGACAUGAGGGAACUGAGAACCUGGGUGUUCUGGCGAGCCGUGGCUGCAGAGUUUCUCGGUAUGUUGCUGUUCCUAUUUGUCGGAUUGUCUGCCAUCAUCGGGAAGAGCGAGGGCGGCGUUAAGACAGAAACGCUCGCUCAGGAGCUGAAGGUCUCUCUGGCCUUCGCGCUGGCCAUCGCCACCCUGGUUCAGAGUCUGGGACACGUCAGUGGAGCUCACCUGAACCCUGCGGUCACACUGGGCCUGCUGGUCAGCUGCCAGAUCAGCAUCCUCAGGUGUGUCUUCUACGUCCUGGCACAGAUGCUCGGGGCAGUUACAGCGAGCGCUAUAGUGAAUGGAUACAGACAUAAAGAUUCUCUUGGGGUUAACAAGCUAAACAAUGUGACUAAAGGACAAGGCUUUGCCAUCGAGUUCCUGGCCACCCUUCAGCUGGUGCUGUGUGUGAUCGCUGUGACUGAUAAGCGACAAGCGAGUCAUGUGAAGGGCUUCGCACCGCUGGCCAUCGGGCUGUCCGUGGGGCUCGGCCACUUUGCAGCUAUAAGUUUCACUGGAUGUGGCAUCAACCCUGCUCGCUCCUUUGGCCCGGCUGUGAUCCUAGGUGAAAUGAAGAACCACUGGAUUUACUGGCUGGGCCCGAUGUGCGGAGGAAUGGCAGCGUCUCUUAUCUACGAUUUCCUCCUGUACCCACGGACGCCUAACUUGAGGACUCGCAGUAACGUCUUCCUUCAUGGUCCGCAAGAGGAAACCCGUGCAGCUGAAGUAACUGGGGAGGACGACGGCAGCCCGGGGUCGAGUCAGUGGCCGAAACAAUGAAGAGCAUGAAACAUUAUUCCUUUUCUGGCUGUCGGCACAUUAAUAAACAACUACGCUGCUUUUAACGUUAAGGCUGGUUUCCUUUUUAACUGUGCAGUGUGUAUUUUCUGAUCAGUGCAUUUCAUAUAAUAA